AUGAUUUCACUACGUCUUCUGUUUUAUCGUCUAAGGAAAAAUCCAUGGUUUAUGGUGCUUUUCCCCAUAGCAUUGACGGUCUUCAUUUAUUUCGAAAUUGUUAGCUCUGGUAAUCCAUACUUGGGAAAUGAUGGUAAUUCAAUUGCCGAUCACAAAUGGGCCCAUGAGAAGGAGAAUACGUUUUAUUUCCCAUAUUCUAACAAAUAUAAAAUGCCCAAAUACUCUUACAAGAAGAAAAGUAGUUGGUUGUUUAACGAUAGAGUAGAAGAUAUCAUUCCAGAAAAUCAUAUUGCUCACUAUGAUCUAAACAAACUACAUUCAACAGCUGAGGCAGCAUUAAACAAAGAACACGUUUUGAUUUUAACACCAAUGCAAACUUUCCAUCAAGAAUACUGGGACAAUCUUUUACAAUUGACUUACCCACGUGAAUUCACGGAACUAGGGUUUAUCCUUCCAAGAACAAGUUCUGGUGAUAUUGCCCUCUCAAAAUUGGAAGCCGCUGUUAAAAAAGUUCAAACCGAUAAGAAAAAUCAAAGAUUUUCCAAAAUUACCAUCUUGAGACAAAAUUCUGCAGGUUUUGAUAAACUCAUGGAAAAGGAAAGGCAUGCUUUGGAAGUGCAAAAGGAAAGGAGAAGUGCAAUGGCAUCGGCAAGGAAUGAAUUGUUAUUUUCAUCAUUGGGACCUAAAACUUCAUGGGUACUUUGGUUAGAUGCUGAUAUUGUGGAAACUCCACCAAAUCUAAUUCAAGAUAUGACAUCUCAUAAUAAGGCAGUGUUAUCUGCAAAUGUUUAUCAAAAAUAUUAUGACGACCAGGCUAAGAAAGUUCAGAUUAGACCUUAUGACUUUAACAACUGGCAAGAAAGUGACACUGCCCUAGAAUUGGCCAAGCAAAUGGGUGAUGAUGAAAUUUUAGUGGAAGGUUACGGAGAUUUGGCAACAUAUAGAGCUUUGAUGGCAUAUUUCUAUGAUGCUACGGGAGCCACAAAUGCUGAAAUGAAUUUAGAUGGUGUCGGUGGUGGUUGUACAUUGGUUAAGGCUGAUGUUCAUAGAGAUGGUGCAAUGUUCCCAACUUUCCCAUUUUAUCAUUUAAUUGAAACUGAAGGUUUUGCCAAAAUGGCUCAAAGGUUAAACUACGAUAUUUUCGGGUUGCCCAACUAUUUGGUUUAUCACAUAGAAGAGACUAACACUUGA
Messenger RNA from Zygosaccharomyces rouxii, 1191 nucleotides. RefSeq names its product mannosyltransferase complex subunit MNN9 (gene MNN9). Gene Ontology annotation, biological process: cell wall mannoprotein biosynthetic process; protein N-linked glycosylation. Gene Ontology annotation, cellular component: mannan polymerase complex. The transcript has a single exon. Bases 1 to 1191 code for a protein of 396 amino acids. Gene Ontology annotation, molecular function: alpha-1,6-mannosyltransferase activity. The record is from RefSeq and is a predicted model, not a curated record. Lineage: Eukaryota; Fungi; Ascomycota; Saccharomycetes; Saccharomycetales; Saccharomycetaceae.